Messenger RNA from Triticum turgidum subsp. durum (durum wheat), 1332 nucleotides. The record is from the annotation of a GenBank genome assembly. Lineage: Eukaryota; Viridiplantae; Streptophyta; Magnoliopsida; Poales; Poaceae.
AUGUACGGCGGCGACGAGGUCUCGGCCAUCGUCAUCGACGUGGGCUCCUACAGCUGCAAGGCCGGCUACGCGGGCGACGACACCCCCAAGUCCGUCUUCCCCUCGGUUGUUGGUUCAAUUGAACAAGCGGAAGAUACCGAUGAAGCUAAGCCAGAGAAGGAGGCUGACUCUGCAUCAGAUCCUAAGAAUGGAUCCAAGCCUAUGGAUGUGGACAAAGCGAAGAAAAACCGCAAAUUUUAUGUAGGUCAAGAAUUAGAAUUCAGGAGGGAUCAUAUGGAGGUGAUCUCACCGAUGAAAGAUGGAACAGUUACGGAUUGGGAUGUUGUUGACAACAUAUGGAAUCAUGCUUUUAGACGGCGGCUAUUGAUCAAUCCUGAAGAGCAUCCUAUGCUCAUAGCGGAACCAUCUAUAAACAGUGCACAGCAAAGAGAGAAAGCAGCAGAACUUAUGUUUGAGAAGUACAAAGUGCCAGCGCUGUUCCUAGCAAAAAAUGCAGUUCUCACAUCUUUUGCAUCUGGACGUGCUACAUCUCUAGUGGUUGACAGUGGUGGUGGGUCUACUGUGGUUUCUGCUGUGCAUGAUGGUUAUGUUUUGCAAAAGUCUGUGGCAACUUCUCCGAUUGGUGGUGAAUUUUUAACUGACUGUAUGAUGAAAAGCUUGGAGAGCAAGGGCGUUGUUAUCAGGCCCCGGUAUUCAUUCAAGAAGAAGGAAGUGAGCCCUGGAGAUUAUAAGGUUGUAGACCUUGAUUUUCCAAACACCACGGAUAGUUACAGGUUGUACCACAUGAGAGCUAUUGCUAGUGACAUCAAGGAGACGGUUUGUAGAGUUCCAGAUACUCCUUUCGAUGAAGUGGCAUAUGCAAAUGUUCCUACAACUUCAUAUGAGCUUCCUGAUGGGCAAACUAUCGAAGUUGGUGCAGAGAGAUUCAAGAUUCCUGACAUUUUGUUCAACCCAUACCUUUCUCAGACUAUUCCUGGGAUCGAUGGAUUUGGAGAUUCCACUUCGAUUCGUGGACUUCCACGAAUGGUCCUUGAGAGUGUAAAUAGGUGUGAUGUUGACAUUCGCAAGGAGCUACUCAGCAGCAUCUUGCUUUCUGGUGGCUCAUCAUCAAUUCUGCAGUUAAAGGACCGUCUAGAAAAAGAAGUACUGGAGGAGUCCCCUCAAAAUGCUCGUGUAAAGGUUUUGGCAAGUGGAAAUUCAACAGAGAGGCGAUUCAGUGUCUGGAUUGGAGGGAGCAUCCUUGCAUCCCUUGGGUCGUUCCAGCAAAUGUGGUUCUCCAAGGCAGAGUACGAGGAGCACGGCGUUUCCUAUAUCCAGAGGAAAUGCCCAUGA